CAUAGUACUCCAAGGCGGUACAUUUCAAUAUUUCAAUGCAGUGGCAUUUAUAUUACAAGAUGGGCUACAUUUAAUUGCUUAGUGUUAAAUUAGGCAUUUUGUUAAAGACCAUAUAUAUAUUUAAGUGAUCACUGACGUUUUUUAAUUGUUUCCAUUACUUGUGAGCAGAUAGUUAAUCUACGAGAGCGUGCAUAUCUAUGUUAGAUUGUAAUGAACAUUUCAUAAAGUAAUUUACUCGCACAACACUAUCUAUCCAAGUUGUUUAAUUUAAAUUAGGAGCGCAUUCAUUUGCUCCUGGAAUCAGCUUCCCCCUCUGUGGGCCAGUAUCAUGACAAUACAGUCCUGCUGCCAAGGACCCCAUGUUGCUAAGUAACAAUGCCAAACAAGAGGAAACUUGCAUUUGCAGUGUGCAGGAAAGGAAACAUUGUAUUCCUGAGCUUUCCUCUCGACUUUGAGGAUUACGGUCAUUGUCGGCAGUGGCUGAUGUCGUUGAUGGACUUUUAAAACUGAAAACAAUCAUCACUUUGUUAAGUCAGAAGUGGAAAUACAAGACUAUGCACCAUGACCAAAAGGAAAGGAAACACAGGGACAAAGGUGACACUCAAGGAUGCCAAGAAGGCCAUACGGAUGAAACCUGACGGGUGGCGCCGGCUCACACUUAGCAACAUGGGCAUAACCAUCUUCCCGCAGUGUAUCCUCAAACUGACUAACAUGGAUGAGUUGGACCUGAGCCGCAACCAGAUACAAAAAAUCCCAGAGAGCAUUGGGAAGUUGUCGUCGCUCAGGUGGCUGGACCUGCACAGCAACAACCUCGAGUCCGUGCCCGAGUCCAUCGGUAAACUGGUGGGCCUGACCUACCUCAACCUCUGUAACAAUCGUCUCACCUCAUCAGGUUUGCCCGCUACGCUGGCCUCCCUCACCAACCUGACAAGUCUAAACCUGGGGUUGAACAAGCUGGACGCUCUGCUUCCCACGAUGGUCCCUGUGGAGAGCCUCCAAGAGUUAGGCCUGUUUGAUAACCUCUUCACCCGCCUGCCAGACUUUGUGAAGGCACUACACAAUCUGACUAAAGUGAACAUAAAACGAAACCCCUUGUUGAAAGUUAAGGAGGCUGGCGAGGAGAUGGAAAGUGAAAAGUCAGACGAGGAGGACGGUGUGUACCUCGUCCAUGAGAGUAGACUGUGUAGUACGUGCCUUAAAAUAUGUAAAGACCCAGGAGGAAGGCAUUUGAGAGGAGAUUGUAUGAGGGACAUGUUUGACGACAAAAGGUGUUAUUCGGGACUGGUAACACCAAACUCGGUGGCCGCGGUCAAUCAGGAUGUGUGGAGAGUUAAGAAACUAGAACACUUUCAGUCGUUCGAAAGCAAUAUUUGAUAUGUUUUCAUGCAUAUCGCACUUCAUCUCAUAAUGCAACAACAAUGAAAACAUUUGCCCCCUUCAAUAAACUGCUGUUUAUUGACUUGA
Messenger RNA from Syngnathoides biaculeatus (alligator pipefish), 1464 nucleotides. Its product is annotated as leucine-rich repeat-containing protein 18-like. NCBI's taxonomy places the organism in Eukaryota, Metazoa, Chordata, Actinopteri, Syngnathiformes, Syngnathidae. The transcript has 3 exons. Bases 562 to 1374 code for a protein of 270 amino acids. Gene Ontology annotation, molecular function: protein binding. The record is from RefSeq and is a predicted model, not a curated record.